AUGGCGCUAAAAUCCACAAACGGUACACAUGCUGGUCCCACCGCCUCUGCGACCAGCUUGGCCUCUUUGGCAGCCAAUAUCUCCGAAAAGGCGGCAAGCCUCAGCACAUAUCUGGAGUCCCAGGGCCAUGCACAGCCCAGCUUCCUCCCGGGAUGCGCGGACCCUCCUGAGACUGAAGGGUACCUCACUCUUCACACGAGCCUCACCUCUUCUCUAGAGGAUCUUCAGCGCCUCGUUGAUGGCCCAAGGCGCAGCCUGCGCCCAUUCAUCAUGAUUGGUAACGACUUGGCGGCGCUGCAAGUAGCCUUCGAUUUUGGCUUUUUCCAGCUGGUUCCGCCUGAAGGGUCCAUGGAUGUCGAAACACUUGCACACAAAGUAGGAAUUGACGCCGAUCGAACGGCGCGUGUGCUGCGUAUGUUGGCAACGCAUCGUAUCUUCGUGGAGCCCAAACCUGGAUUUUUUGCACAUACGGCGGCUUCGGCGGUGUUCCAUGAUGACGAGGAGCUCAGAUGUGCCGGACACUACAUGCUCGAUGAAUGCUUCAAGGCUGCCACGGCUUGUUCAGAUUGCAUCAAAGCAUCGCCCGACGACUCCGAUAGCACACACUCUCCCUUCAACACCUACUUCGGUGUGCCAAUGUUCUCGUACUAUGAGCAAAACCCCCAAUUUGCGGCGCGUUUCGCAAAGGCAAUGGCCGGGGUUACUCGAGUGGAUCGUCAAAUCGCCGAACUGAGAGACUGUUUUCCUUGGGGCGACAUCAACGGCACCGUAGUUGACGUUGGAGGCGGCAGUGGCCACAUCUCCAUGGCUUUGGCUCGCAAUUUCCCUAAACUUGACUUCAUCGUCCAAGAUGACUCCGAAAAGAUGCUCGCGCAGGGUCGGGCGCGCAACUUGAGCGACAUCGAGGGCCGCAUCUCCUUCAUGAAGCACAGCUUCUUCCACCCACAGCCUAUUGGCGGCGCCGGCGCGUUCUUCAUCCGCCAGUGCACGCACAACUGGUGCGACCGCGACGUGGUCAAGAUUCUCAAGUCUCUCGUGCCGGGGCUAGAGAAUUCUGCACCUGGGACGCCACUGCUUAUCAACGACACUGUGCUCCCGGUGCCGGGGUCAAAGCCCUUGCAUGAGGAGCGCGCUCUCAGGCAGAUGGACAUGCUCAUGUUUGUAGUUCUGGGUGCUAAGCAGCGAACAGCAAAGGAGUUCGAGGCGUUGUUGAAGGAAGCCGAUGCGAGGUAUGAGAUUCGUCGUGUUCAUGCUGAUGGCAGCAUGGGUCUAGUCGAGGUUCAUCUGAAGAUUUGA
Ascochyta rabiei is the source of this 1296-nucleotide messenger RNA. Its product is annotated as 6-phosphogluconolactonase-like protein. Gene Ontology annotation, molecular function: O-methyltransferase activity. The record is from RefSeq and is a predicted model, not a curated record. The transcript has 4 exons. NCBI's taxonomy places the organism in Eukaryota, Fungi, Ascomycota, Dothideomycetes, Pleosporales, Didymellaceae. The coding region runs from base 1 to 1296 and encodes 431 amino acids.